CCUAGAUAAGUACGAGCGUAAUUGUUAAUCAGUAAAGAUGAAGAGAGUGGCGUUGUUAUUUCUUUCAGUGUUUGUUAUCAGUGAGGUUUGUUCAGAGUCGUCAAAAUACACAACAAAAUAUGAUGACGUUGAUUUGGACGAAAUUAUCAAAAGUGAUCGACUUUUAAAAAAUUACGUUAACUGUCUUUUAGAAAAAGGCAAAUGUACUCCUGAUGGUGCUGAACUUAAAAGAAUAAUACCUGAUGCCUUGCAAACAGACUGUUCAAAAUGCAGUGAGACACAGAAAAACGGCAGCAAAAAACUUAUUCAUCAUUUGUAUGACAACAAACGUGAGUGGUGGAAUGAGUUGGAAGCUAAAUACGACAAAGAUGGUAUUUACAUUAAAAAAUAUGCAUCCGAAUUUGACAAGAGUGCAUGAGAAAGCUAACAUAAACUUGGCGCCGAUAUGUCAAAUUUAAAAACUAAUUGUAUACUAUUAUUAAUAAAAGUAUGUUUAGGA
This is a messenger RNA of Zophobas morio, 499 nucleotides long. Its product is annotated as ejaculatory bulb-specific protein 3-like. The transcript is spliced from 2 exons. The record is from RefSeq and is a predicted model, not a curated record. The coding region runs from base 38 to 418 and encodes 126 amino acids. NCBI's taxonomy places the organism in Eukaryota, Metazoa, Arthropoda, Insecta, Coleoptera, Tenebrionidae.